Molecule: messenger RNA, 1595 nt
Organism: Rattus norvegicus (Norway rat)
Lineage: Eukaryota; Metazoa; Chordata; Mammalia; Rodentia; Muridae
Gene: Dleu7
Product: deleted in lymphocytic leukemia, 7
Exons: 2
Coding region: 306-935 (209 amino acids)
Source: RefSeq, marked validated
CCAAAGCCCCGAGAGGCGGAAGAACCAGAGCUCAGCAUCUGGCUCCUGUUCAAACGCUCACCGAGCAGGCUCCAGGCAGCUUUGGGUCAUUCUGAGCCCAUUCUGCCUGGCAGGGAAUGCAGGGGCAAGCACCCGUCACCACCUGCGGGCCGGGGGCGGGGCGGGCCACACACGCUGAGGGACGUGGAGGCUGGGGAAAAGCCAGGAGUUAGAAAAAUGUGACCCCGCGACCCCGAACGCCGAAAGCUGCUAGGCUCUUUUGCCUGCGCUCCACCUGCUCGUCAGCGCCCAGCUGCUAGCCGGCCAUGGCCAGCCCUGCGCCCUUAGUGGCUUCCAUCAGCCACCAAAUGGUGGCUCUGCAGACCCUGCAGCUACUACAGCAGGAGUGGGGCUGGGGCGACGGUCCUAGUGCCCCAGGGAGCCCGCGCAGCCCGGACCACGUGCCUAUCGCCCAGGCUCGUCGCUCAGGCCAGAUGCGGACCCGGCGGGGGUUGGGGCGCGGGAGCACGGGAGCGCGGGGCUCCCCCGAGGCAGGCGAGCUGCGGGGUGCAGAGGGGGGCGCGGAGCUGCUGCCUUUUCCCCGGGACCGCGGGCCCUGUACCUUGGCGCGGAUGGCGAUGCGCAGCGCUUUGGCUCGCGUGGUGGACUCGACCUCGGAGCUGGUCAGCGUAGAGCAGACUCUGCUUGGGCCUCUCCAGCAGGAGCGGCCCUUCCCCAUUCACCUGAAGGAUAGCGUGGAAUUUAGAAACAUCUGCAGUCACUUGGCUCUGCAAAUUGAAGGACAGCAGUUUGACAGAGACUUGAAUGCCGCCCACCAGUGUCUGAAAACUAUAGUGAAGAAGCUGAUCCAGUCACUUGCCAAUCUCCCGUCAGAUGCCCAUGUGGUUGCCUGCGCUUCCUUGAGACAGAUCUUACAGAAUCUCCCAGAUGUAUGAGCACGAGAGACAGCCAGACUACAGCUGGCCCUGCCAAGAAAACAGAAUCCUUCACCUUCUAAAUGAUCAGCAGCGAUGGCUGUUAGUGUUCCCAAAAGGACUUGAUGUUCAUGUCUGCGUCUGACCAAGAGCACUUUUAGCCUUCAGCAUGGUAGCAUGUAGUGCACACAUUCUUAAAGUUACAGUGUAUAUUUUUAGAGUACACUUACUGCUGACUUUCUGAAGUAUAUUUCUUUGUGGAGCUAAUUGGAUUAUAUAUGUACAUAUUUAUUAGCCAGCUUAAGCCUUGGUUUUGAAUGAUACUUGAAUUCUAUAUUUGUAUUAUUGUCAGCUAUAAGGCUGACUAGGGACAUGCACAGUAGAAACUAUGGCUCUUCAUGGGAUCUUGAGUAAAUGGGACACUUAGUAACUGACACAGUCUGUUUUCUGGACACGUAGACAGUGACAGUGAUCUUUAGUUGUAGAACUAUAGGUGUCAGUCAUUGUGAGCCCAGCCCUAUCAUUAGUAAUUUACCACUGGGCAGGGAGAGCUGCUUCUAAACCUUGCACUUUCAUAUACUGCUCUGUACAUUUAAAAUGAUAAUGCACUACGGGGUACCAAGCAGACAUGAUAUGCAAAUACAAAUACAUACUAUUAAAGUCUCAAUGUGGAACCGUCUA